AAAUAUGAGGGUGGGACUCCUUGCUUUGAAUUUAUUUGCACAACUGUAUAUUUUAAUUAAUUUUUCCACACUGAAUUUGCAUUUGAUAACCUUUUGUUAAACUGCAACAAUAUAUGUAUGUAAGUACUUCAUUUAUUUCCGCAUGAUUAUUGCUUUGUGCUCAAAAUGAUGGCCUUGAUUUUGAAAAAGUGCAAGCGCAGUUUUAAACACAGACAUACAAAUGCAUAUAAAACUGUGGCUACUAUAUAACUAUAAAAGCUCAUACAUAUUCUUCUAAUUCUUUUAUUUGUUUUUAAAUGCAUAAGUAAGUAUGUAUAUACGCGAGUAUUUGCGAACCUUUUUGUUUUUCUACCAAAUACACCCACUUACCACAUAAGGCUGCACACACAUACAUACAUAUGUAGACACAAAUUCACUGGAAGUCGGUUUUCCACUCUACAGAAAUGUGCAUUUGCGAGGCACAAACUAAAAUGGUACACACAUACAUACAUACAUAUACAUAUGUAUAUGUAUAGAUUUUCUUAUCACUUUUCCAUGCAAUUGAGGCAAAGGUCGCGUAUACGCAACUCCGCCCCAUGUUGCCGCAAUUAACCUAAAUUCGCAGCUAUGCAACUCGACCGUCAAUUUUUUUGUUGCAAUAUAAACACGUUCUCAGCGCAAACCUCGAUACAUUCAGUGCGCAGUCAUAACUCACACGCGCCAAACAAACAUGGCUCAAAGCAAUGGAUUUGCACGGCUGUUUUUGUUUUACAGUUUAAGCCUACUUUGCCUAGUUUUCAAGUGCAAUGCAUUUUAUCCGAGAAUCGUAAAUGGCACACAGGCUAAUGAGGGCGAGUUUCCUUUUGUGGUAUCGCUGCGCCGUGCCUCCGAUGGGCGUCACAAGUGUGGCGCUUCGCUGUUGAAUCGCGUUUGGGUGCUUACCGCGGCGCACUGUGUGGUCAAAACGCAACCCGAGCAACUGAGCAUACAAUAUGGUGGCAAUGAAUUGGUUGCGAACAGCAGCAAAGUGUCGAAUGUCAGUAAGAUAAUAGUGCAUGAAAAUUAUGAACCGGGAAAUUUGCAUCUUAACGAUAUUGCGUUGUUGCGCCUGCAGACGCCACUCAAGUUUGGUGCAAAAGUGCGCGCAGUGCACCUGCCGGCAGCGCAACAGGAUACCGCCGAAGCUAUGCCCGCAGUGUUGCUUGGUUGGGGACUGAACGCGACCGGUGGCGUCAUACAAAAACAACUGCAAAAGGUGCACCUACAAAUAUUUAGCGAUGAAGAGUGUAGUCAACGGCAUGGCACACAAUUGCACCCGACAACCAUCUGUGCUGGUGUGCCGGAAGGUGGUCGUGGGCAGUGCAGUGGCGAUUCGGGCGGACCGUUGCUAGUGAAUGGUCAACAGGUGGGCAUUGUUUCGUGGAGUCGCAAACCUUGCACUGUGGCACCAUAUCCCGGUGUAUUUACGGAGGUUUCCGCCUAUGUCGAUUGGUUGCAGCAGAUGAUCGGCAAUGAUCGUGACGAUGGUGAUUGGGGUGAGAGCGAAGAGUCGUGGGAAGAAUUGACAACGGGAAAUCUCAUUAUAGUGCGUAGUAAAAAGGGUAUGGCCAGCUUAUUGGCUAAACAUAAUAAGGAAGUCUCAUUACGCCAUCGUGGUAGCCUACAACAUUUUUGUGCUGGAACGCUCAUACAUCCGCAAUUUAUAUUGACAGCAGCUCACUGUUUAAUGUACACAAAGCAGCCCAAAGAAGUGAUCAUACAAUAUGGUUCCAAUCAACUAAAACCCGCUAAAGCGAAAUUAAUGAAUGUCAGUGAAAUAAUACGACAUGAGGGAUACAGUCACACCAUAGCAAUACACGAUUUGGCGUUGCUGAAGUUGGAAAGCGCGAUCAUGUUUAAUGACUUCAAUCUAGUAACAUCGGCUGAGGGAAACCAAUGCUACGAAGCUUUCAAAACGAAGACGCCGGUAUUGCUUAUCGGUUGGGGUCUAAAUGCGUUUCAGACGCACGGCACGUUGCAGCAGCAAUUGCAAAAGGUUGAACUAGAUUUACUCUCACAUGAUAAAUGCCGCAAGCGCACCCAAUCACAGCUUUACAGCUCAAAUAUAUGUGCUGUAGCAGCCGACGGCACGCAGCAGGGACAAUGUAACGGUGACUCUGGUGGACCACUACUUCGGAAUAAGCAACAAAUUGGCAUCGUUUCGUGGAGUCUAAAGCCUUGUGGCGCUUAUCCUGGCGUGUUCACGAAUGUCGCUUGUUAUGAGCAGUGGAUAAGGGAUUAUAUUGGGUAGUCGAAAAAGUCUUUUAGUAUUUUGUCAUACGACAAAAUAGUGUUGGGAAGGUAAUAUUGGGAAGGUAAGAUUUUAAGCUUCAUUUAUCCAAAUAAAAAAAAUUGAUUUGUUGUUUAUUAUUAGUAAUUCCCUUCAUU
Messenger RNA from Bactrocera latifrons, 2406 nucleotides. RefSeq names its product polyserase-2. The transcript is spliced from 5 exons. Lineage: Eukaryota; Metazoa; Arthropoda; Insecta; Diptera; Tephritidae. Gene Ontology annotation, molecular function: serine-type endopeptidase activity. The record is from RefSeq and is a predicted model, not a curated record. Bases 710 to 2269 code for a protein of 519 amino acids. Gene Ontology annotation, biological process: proteolysis.